UCGCGUCUUACAGUCGUAAUGAACUCGAAAUUUGUAAAAUAAUAAGUUAAUUGUUUAUUUGGAGUAACAAAACCAAUAACUAAUAGCUUAUCGUGAAUUUCGUAAAUCUCAUGUAGUAUGUUUUACGAAUGCAUCACUCAUAACAACUAAAUAAGUAAAUACCAAACCAUCGGUGGAAAUUGUGUAUUGAUUAAUUAUCAUUAGAGUAUUAAGAUGGAUAAUCUGAAACAGUUUAACACAAUGGCUUCAGAUGACAAUUGGCGCACGCAAAGCUCGCGACAAGGGAUUGUCGCAAAAAUAGAGGAUGUGAUCCAGAGAUCAGGCAUGCAAGUGGCCAGGAACAGCAGUGAAAUGGAAAACCAUGUGUUCAUGAAGGCUAAGAAUAGAGAGGAAUACAUGAACAUGAUAGCUAAGCUCAUUCUACAUGUGCGAGAGAUGUCACAACCAAAACAAAACCAAGGAGCACCUAACUUACAAGGACCAAAUCAAAAUCAACAGCCCAACAACCAAGUUCAAAAUCAACCUGGCCAGCAACAGCAGGGGCCAAACAGUCAGCCAGGAAUGGCGACAGAUCCCAUUAACGCUCUACAGAACAUGGCGUCCCAGGGCACGAGAAACCAAAUGAUGAACAUGGGCCAGGGACAGAUGCAGCAGCAAGGAGUGAUGGGUCCCAACCCGGGGAUGUCGAUGCAGGGACAAAUAGUGUCCCAAGGAGGACCUCAGUCUCAAACAGCAACUAAUCUGCUGCAGACCUUGAAUCAAAGACCACAAUUGAAUAUGCAGUUGCAGAAUAAGCUUGGAGGACCGAUGGGGAUGGUGCCGAAUCAGGGUCAGAUGGGGAAUAAUAUGGUGGGUGGCAUGACCAUGGGUAAUUCCAUGGCUUCGCAACUCCAGAAUCAGUUGGCAGCUGGUGGUAUGCAGAUGAUACCGAAUAUGUCCAUGUCAAAUAUCAUGCAAGUGCCAAUGUCUGGUGCUAACACUAUGGUUGGACAGAUGCAGUGCAACCAAGUUGUGGGUGGUUCGAGUGGACAGAUGGUACCGAAUUCUAUGCAAGGACAGAUGUCAAAUCAAAUGGGCAUGUCUAACAACCAAAUGGUGAACAUGAACAUGCUUCAAAUGCACGGCAGGGGGCAAGGCAAGCCGGACGUGAUGAUGGGCGCCGGGUACGCCGCUAGGGCUCCGCCCCCGAGCCAGUUCUUGAGGCAGAGCCCUUCGCCGUCCGCAUCUUCGCCCAACAUGGGCGGACCCAGCCCUGUGUCUAUGGGUGGCGGAGUUCUAGGUGGCGCUCUGGCCUCACCCAUGUCGUCGUUAGGAGGCUUGGGCCCGUGCGGGGGCGCGGCCGGGAGCCCCUCGCCCUCUGCCCCCCACAUGGGGCUGCACGCACAGCAGCAACGGGUGAACAUGGGCAUGGUGGCGUCCCCCUCGUCGUCGCUGAACACCCCCGGCGGGGGCGCGGGGGUGGCGUCCCCCGGGGGGGACGAGGCCGCGUACCGCGAGAAGGUGCGCCAGCUGUCCAAGUACAUCGAGCCGCUGCGGCGGAUGGUCAUGCGGAUGGUCAAUGAGGGGGAGAACGUGGAGAAGUUGACAAAAAUGAAGAACCUGCUGGACAUCCUGUCGAACCCCAACAAGCGGAUGCCGCUGGAGACGCUGAUCAAGUGCGAGGUGGUGCUCGAGAAGCUGGACUUCAAGCGGAGCGAGGGGGUCGGCCUGGGCCUGCCGCCAGCUGGGAAGGAACAAAUCUUCAAUCCUCUACUGGAAGUAGUUAACAAUUGCCUCCAGUCGCCGCUCGCGAACCACACGCUAAAGCGCACGUUCGGUUCUACGCUCGACGCACUCAACGGGCCUGAGAUUAAAAACCUUCCGGCACCACAAAAGCUGGCGAAAUACGAGGAGCCACCAGCGGACAUACCUGACGUCCUGCAGGGAGAGAUAGCAAGACUCGACUCUAGGUUCAAAGUGUCCCUCGACCCGCUGCAAGCGCACGGCGUGUCCGGCGCCAUUACGCUAACGGCGCAGCUGGACGACGCCCGCCUGCCGUGCGUGGCGGCGGUGCACGUGUCGGUGCCACGUGACUACCCGGUGUCGGCGCCCGCGAGGCUGCGCCCCCGGGCCGCGAGGGAGAGCCCCCACCCGUUCCUCGCGAGGGUCGAAAGGGCCAUGGACGCGAGGUGUGCAAGAUUACCAAAACGCUGUUCAGUGGGCGAACUCUUAAACGCUUGGGAGAUGAGCGUGAGGCAAGCGUGCGCGCCCGCAGCCGUCACGUACACGCCCGUACCAGCACUGGGACUCUAGAUCCAGACCACGCUGGGUCUAGGCUUGAACCUAGAUUGAAAUUUGCGGUGUUGUGUUUAUGUGAAGUCUAGUGAAGUGUUUAAUGGGAUGGCCUCCCGCGGAUAGUGAUAAAUAUAGUGAAAGAAGUGUAGAUGUAUAGAAAAUUAUUUCAAAGGAAGAUUUUAAGAAGAAAAAAAAGUCUCAUUCAUAAUCAGCAUCAUUACAUAUUUUGCAUUUCCUGUUUUCAAGAAAAAUUUAGUUUUUAUUUUUGAGGUUACAUAUUUUGAUAUUAAUUAAUUUUGACCAAAAUAUGCUUGUGUUUUGUCGUGUUUUUAACAUUAUAACUCAAACGUUAGUAGAACUUUUAAAAUGCAUAUAUGUAGGUUUUUGAACUAAAAAAAAUUUAUUAACAGAAGUAUUUUUAAGAAACAUAGUUCCUCUAAAUUUACCCAGUCAACCCGAAAAUACAAUAAAAAUGUAUGCGGUUUGUAAAAGUAUUACAAAAUGUUAUUAGUUUAAAUUGGGAGUUGUCAUUAAAGAAGAAGUCUCCAGUCUCCCCG
Molecule: messenger RNA, 2831 nt
Organism: Zerene cesonia (dogface butterfly)
Lineage: Eukaryota; Metazoa; Arthropoda; Insecta; Lepidoptera; Pieridae
Gene: MED15
Product: mediator of RNA polymerase II transcription subunit 15
Exons: 11
Coding region: 214-2292 (692 amino acids)
Biological process (GO): regulation of DNA-templated transcription
Molecular function (GO): transcription coregulator activity
Source: RefSeq, a predicted model, not a curated record